UCCCCUCCCCUUCCGUGCAAUCCCGGGCCGGGACGUCUCACUGGGGAGUGGUUUCUCCGGAUCCAGGCCCCGGGAUGUGUGGCUCUGAGCGGACCCACAGGCUGCUUCUGGCAGUGCUCGGGAUCACACUGUCGGGCAGUUCUGUUGUGCCAAUCUUUGGGGGGAUCUUCUUCCUAUUUGUUGACAGGAGAUAUCGACACUUCAUUGGAAAUGAUUACCUUCUGCUGCCAGCCUGCCUCAGUUUUGCAGUUGCUGCAUUGCUCGCCCUCACUGGGAUGAUUGGAAUGUGCUUCACCACCAACCGGAGCCAUUGCCGACGAGGAACGUUCUUGUACUUGAUCCUGAUUCUGUUUAGUCUGGAAGUUACUACAGGGACCCUCGGAUACAUCAGUGUUCGAGUGGACAAUGAUGACCUGGAUCAUUUUAAUGAGAUCUUCAAGAACUACACUGGUAGUAACUCCACGAUUGAGAGUAGAGCAGUGGACCAACUACAGCAGAAGAUGCGGUGUUGUGGAGUAAAGAAUUAUACCGACUGGACUCAGUUUCCGUGGUUCAUUCACAGCGGAAAUAACAGUGUUCCUCACAGUUGCUGUGCCAGGAAUUUUACAAUCUGCACUGGGGCUAUAGAGGAGCCAGAACUGCUUUACACAGAGGGCUGCCUCUACACCCUCCACGAUGAGCUGCAAUGGAUCUUCCUGUUCACAUUAGGCUGGGUUAUUGCUGUGUGCUGUUUACAGAGCCUGGGAGCGCUGAUCGUCUGUCUCCUGGCGAACUCAGAUCCUACUCAAUACCAGCUUUUAAAUACUGACAACUUCUCCUAGUGCGGGACAGUCGCUGAUUUGCUUUUAUUUGCAUGGAUUAGUGACAGACAAACAUCAAUCCUGAAUUUCAAACAGGACUAUGCACAAAUAGGAAGCACUUAUUUACUAAUUGUUUGAGAGAGACAGUUACAUACCCUUACCCAUUCCAUCCACCUCUACCAUUGAACAUUCUGCUUCCCAACCCCCCACCAAAUUCUCUGGUCCAAAAUCUACCUUCAUCAAGUAACACCCCCAACCCCAUAAGUCUUUGAUCGAGCUAUUUCUGUCAUCCAGUGACUCCUCCCAUGUUUUGAGACACUCCCCUCAUCUCCACCUCGCUGCCUGAUGCACCUCCCCUCCCUCCGUGUUGGAAAGUGACUUCCACUGAAACUACACAAGAAACACAGUCUUCAGCUAAUUCACUGGAUGUUCAAAGUUCUGUAAUCUGUUUUGUCUAAAACUCAAACAAGCUACCUCAUGGUACAAGUAGUUUCACACAAGCUAACAGCUAUGACCUGUGGAUAUUAGGAAAAAUCAUUGCUUGGCUUAAUGUAACAUAUAUCUUAAUUUGAAAUGACCAUGACUAACUGUAAGUAGCAAAUAAAAAUACAUUUCAAUCAAGAUUUA
Molecule: messenger RNA, 1427 nt
Organism: Stegostoma tigrinum
Lineage: Eukaryota; Metazoa; Chordata; Chondrichthyes; Orectolobiformes; Stegostomatidae
Product: tetraspanin-3-like
Exons: 7
Coding region: 75-821 (248 amino acids)
Cellular component (GO): membrane
Source: RefSeq, a predicted model, not a curated record